GACCUCGUGGGCUCUCGAUUCGCGCUUGAAGAGCUCAGCUUACGACGCGUGACUACAGUGCCCCAACGGCGCGGCAAGGCAACAAUGAUAAGAAAGUUAUCUUGACAUGUUUGCUGUUUCACGAGAGCACAACUUGCUGGUUCAUUAUGCCCUUGGAGGGAUUUUCGUGCUUACUUGACUCCACUAUACAUUCUCAGUGCUGGCACCAUGUUCCUUCCAAUCCUCAUCAACUGGCUCUCAGCCACCACCUUCUCUAGUCCUUCCAACAACGAACUUCAGUCCCCUCUCCUAGAACCCACCACUAGAUUCCCAUGGAUCCAACGCUUCGCCUCAGUCGGCGACUCCUACGCCGCAGGACUAGGUUCCGGCACACGCCUCGACUGGUCGUGCUCCCGCUACACUUCCUCCUACCCCAACAUCCUACAAACCACACUCCUCGGCCCCAACCCGAACCGCACCCAUCAAUUUCUCGCCUGUUCCGGCUCUACAAGCACCGAGAUCCUCUCCCAGCAGAUACCCGCUCUCCAAGACAAUCUCGACCUCCUCACCAUCUCCGCAGGCGGAAACGACAUCGGUCUGACACCCAUACUAAGUAACUGCAUCUACCAAUUCUACCUGUCAGGCGAAGAUGCCUGUCAAACAGCUAUCACCGAAGCCCGAGCGCGGAUAGCGAACGAGACAGAACUCUAUCACAACGUCACUCUCCUCCUCGACGCCGCAAAACCAAAGAUGAAUCAACAACACGGUGUGAUGUACUACACAGGCUACGCAUCCUUCUUUGGCGCCUCAGACUCCACAUGCGACAACGUCACCUGGGCCGUCUGGAAAGACGUAGAAUGGACGAAACAAUAUCUCACACGCGAAUUACGCCAGGAGCUAAACGACAUGGUGCACGCUGUCAAUGCCAUCUUGUUCAAAGCCGUUAGAGACGCUGGGCCAAACGUCCGGUUCAUAGAUUACGACGCGGAGGUGACCAAAGCACGGGGUCGGUACUGCGAAACCCACGUCCUAGAACCAGCUCCCAAUCGCAACGGCCUCGUCUUCUACGAAUGGAACACAGUUGACACCGGCGAGAACAAAACGGCGCUGCAGAACUACACGGGGGGUGAUGUACCGAAGCAUUCGUUUGAGGGGGGUAUUGCGAGAGAUGUUAAUAAGACGUUGGAGGAACAUCCGGAUUGGUCGUUUGAUCCGAAGAAGGGGUUUGUGGAUAAGAGAAAGGGGGGGGAUAAGGGGAUGGAGGGAGAAGGUUGGUUAGGCGAUUCGAUUCAUUGGUUGUUGCCGGAUAGUUAUAAGAGGGUUUUUCAUUUGAGGCCUAGGGGACAUGGGAUAAUAGCGAAGCUGCUAGUUGAAGAUUUGGAGAAAGAGGGGAUGAGGAGGGGUGGUGAAAUGGGGGGUUGGGUGGAGGAACUUUAGGUUCAUUCUACUUCUUGAAUGACAGUACUGGCAUGUGCUUCUUCCCCCUUAACUUCUUCUCUCCUAACUUCGCCAUCGCCACUCCCUUCACUAUCCAACGAACCAUCCCAAUCCCAAUCCACAACACCCCCUUCCUCCCUAACC
This is a messenger RNA of Alternaria rosae, 1560 nucleotides long. Its product is annotated as SGNH hydrolase-type esterase domain-containing protein. The record is from RefSeq and is a predicted model, not a curated record. Gene Ontology annotation, molecular function: triacylglycerol lipase activity. Gene Ontology annotation, biological process: triglyceride catabolic process. The transcript has a single exon. NCBI's taxonomy places the organism in Eukaryota, Fungi, Ascomycota, Dothideomycetes, Pleosporales, Pleosporaceae. The coding region runs from base 208 to 1416 and encodes 402 amino acids.